AUGGUGAAGAACCUUAAGAAUAAACAUAGAUUAGAUCUGUUGGACUUGAUUGAGACUAAAAGGGAGAUAGUGACGAGAUAUGAUGUGGCAAGAAUAUGGGGGCAAGAUGGUGCGGGAUGGGAAUAUGUAGGCUCUGAAGGUGCAGCAGGUGGACUUUUAUUAAUAUGGGAUGAAUCAGUGUUUAAAUUGAAUAACUGCUAUAAGGGGAAGAGAUGGUUGUGUGUUGAAGGGGUCCUGGUAAAGUGUAGUUUCAACUGUGCAUUUUUCUUGGUCUAUGGUGCACAUGACAGGGAUGCGAAGUUGCAGGUGUGGGAAGAGCUGAGCUAUAUAGCUGGGUUAUGUCAGGUGCCUGGUUGUUAUAUGAGAGAUUUUAAUGAAAUAGUACAUAUGAAAGAACGACAAGGUACUGGUGUUUUACCUCGGUCUGCGAAAGAAUUCAAGGCUUGGAUACAAGAUAUGGACUUAAUGGAUUUGCCGCUCACUAAUCGUAUGUUCGCAUGGUUUAGGGGACGUUCUUGUAGUCGUAUUGAUAGAGCUCUGGUUAACCUAGAGUGGUUAGAGGAGUUUCUGGAGACUCGUGUACAAGGUGGACCAAGGAGAUUGUCAGAUCAUUGUCCUAUUAUAGUAGAAGACAAAAAACUGAGGGGAGGUCCAAGGCCUUUCAGAAGCUUAGAUUCCUGGUUUACACAUGAAGGCUUCCUCAGAAUGGUGAAGGAGGAGUGGAGAGUUUUGGGAGAGAUUUAG
Messenger RNA from Arachis ipaensis, 744 nucleotides. RefSeq lists its product as uncharacterized. The record is from RefSeq and is a predicted model, not a curated record. NCBI's taxonomy places the organism in Eukaryota, Viridiplantae, Streptophyta, Magnoliopsida, Fabales, Fabaceae.